AUGCAAUUCACCGACGAACAAGCCGAGGGUGUGAAGAACUGGGUGGUGAAGAAACUGGAGGACAUCUCUGAUGCGGACUCCGACGUACUUGCAGAUUAUGUCCUGGCGCUCAUCAGAUCCGAUGCGCCGGAUGAAGAGAUCAAGAAGGUUUCAGUCGAGAACUUGGAGGACUUCCUGCGCGAAAACACAACUUCUUUCGUUGAUGAGCUCUUUGCCACAUUUGAUCCCAAAAAAUCCGCUGCGCCGCCAGCGGCCCUUCCUCAGAGCCAGGCGCAGUUCCCCAGCGAUCUCCCGCAAUCUUUUCCCCCGUCUCAGCCACAGCACCCGAUCAAUGCGCCAACCGGCCCGAGGGGUUCUCCCUACGGAUCAGGUGGAGGACAAGAUGGGUCGAAUUUUCCUAGCCGGAAACGUACAUAUAACGAGGGAUUCCAGGCAGACCAAGAACUUCAAGAGGGCAUGCUCCAGAACCGCGCUUUCAAAACCCCACGGCGUGGUGGAGGAAGAGGUGGUGGCCGCGGAGACUGGAUGGGCCGGGAUGGCCCACAGGGACAGCAGUUUGCGCAGCCACCGCCCGGCGGGUUCCCUAUGAUGCCUGGAUUCCCACCAUUUGAUCAGAACGAUCCCAUGGCGGCGAUGAUGGCUAUGCAGAGCAUGGGGUUUCCGCAAAUGCCAGGAAUGCCGCCUAUGCCUGGAAUGCCCGGUGCGCCGCAGCCCGGCGAGCAGAUCAAUCAACGCUGCCCGUUCUAUGAUACCCAGGGUAUUUGUUACUUGGGUGCCGCAUGUCCGUAUCAGCAUGGAGAUGCUGGAAAAGAGGAAGAAUAUGAUCCAAAGAACUUGGGCCGUAUGGCCGACUCCAGGGGCCGGGGACGUGGUGGCGAACGUGGACGCGGCCGUGGCCGAGGAGGCCCUACUGGGAGAGGACGAGGCGGCCGGUCUGAGUUCUCGUCGGCAGGACCGAACGAGGACCGAACAAUCAAAACGAUUGUGGUUGAGCAGAUCCCUGACGAUAAGUUCUCUGAGGAGGCCGUGCGGGAGUUUUUUUCUCAAUUCGGCAACAUCACCGAGGUCUCGUUGCAGCCUUACAAAAAGCUGGCUUUGGUCCAAUAUGACACGUAUUCCGAGGCCAAGGCGGCUUGGUCCAGCCCUAAGGUCAUUUUUGACAAUCGCUUCGUCAAGGUCUACUGGCACAAACCCGGCCGGAAGGACGAAAAGAACGGAGAGGCCCAGCCAGAAGUCCCGGCGUUCAAUCAGGAAGAGUUCGAGAAGCAGCAAGAAGAAGCCCAAAAGGCACAUGAAGAAAGGGUAAAGAAACGUCAGGAGACCGAAGAAGCCAAGCAGGCUUUAGAGCGGCAGCGUGAUGAGCUGUUCAAAAAGCAGCAGGAAGAAAAAGCCCGCCUGCUGGAACGUCUCGGCGGAGCUGCAGAGCCGAGCAAUCGCUCUGGCGCCGCGGAGGGUUCGUCUGUCGAAGCACCAGCUGAUGAGAAUGCCAGUGAUCAGACCAAGCAACUGCGUGCACAGCUGGCGGCUCUCGAGGCCGAGGCAAAGAGCCUUGGGUUGGAUCCCUCAAAUGCUGACGCCGCUGGUGGGCGUGGUGGCUACCGUGGUAGGGGCCGCGGCCGAGGUGGCUAUCGUGGACGCGGCGGAUAUGACCCUUCGUACCGCGGAGGAUAUCGUGGACGGGGUGGAUAUGCGCCUCGCGGCAGAGGCGGCGUACUUCGUCUGGAUAACCGGCCUCGUCGGGUUUCUGUGACGGGCGUCGAGCUGAACUCGGACAAGGACGAAGCGCUGAGACAGUAUCUGAUUGGCAUCGGUGAAUAUGAAUCCGUCACGGCUAACCCGGGCCAUUCCGACUCGGUGAUCGUCUCUUUCAAGGAACGCUACCAGGCCGAGAAGUUCAUGUUCAGUACCUGGAAUAUCCCUGCGGUGGGCGAGGUCCAACUUGAAUGGGUGGCUAACCCGCCUAUUGCGGCUUCGACACCAACCCCCGCGGACGAGGCUAAGACAGGCCCUGAACUGGUCGAGGAUGAUCAAGACACUGUCAUGCAAUCCGAGCCCGCAGUCAAUGAAAUGCCCGCUGGCAAAGACGGAGCCCAUGAUAUGGAUUAUGACGUUGCGGAGGAGGAUAGCUGGGGCGUGGAAUGA
Penicillium riverlandense is the source of this 2142-nucleotide messenger RNA. Its product is annotated as CCCH zinc finger and RRM domain protein. Gene Ontology annotation, biological process: mRNA processing. The coding region runs from base 1 to 2142 and encodes 713 amino acids. The record is from RefSeq and is a predicted model, not a curated record. The transcript is spliced from 5 exons. Gene Ontology annotation, cellular component: nucleus. NCBI's taxonomy places the organism in Eukaryota, Fungi, Ascomycota, Eurotiomycetes, Eurotiales, Aspergillaceae. Gene Ontology annotation, molecular function: RNA binding; metal ion binding.